This is a messenger RNA of Arachis stenosperma, 2019 nucleotides long. RefSeq names its product S-adenosyl-L-methionine:benzoic acid/salicylic acid carboxyl methyltransferase 1-like. Bases 44 to 952 code for a protein of 302 amino acids. NCBI's taxonomy places the organism in Eukaryota, Viridiplantae, Streptophyta, Magnoliopsida, Fabales, Fabaceae. Gene Ontology annotation, molecular function: S-adenosylmethionine-dependent methyltransferase activity. Gene Ontology annotation, biological process: methylation. The transcript has 5 exons. The record is from RefSeq and is a predicted model, not a curated record.
UUGAAAACUGUCAUAUUGAGUUAGCAUGCCAUUGCCAACAUAAAUGAACAUGUUGAUAAUGACAACAAUAAAUUUGAGAAGAGGAAUGGAUACACAGCAAGUAGUCCUCCACAUGAACCAUGGCACAGGAGAUAAUAGCUAUGCUAAUAACUCCAUCAUUCAGAAAAAGGUGAUGAGGGAGGCAAAAGCCACAGUAGAAGAGAGUAUCAAGAGGUUAUAUACUAUUAUUCCUAUUCAUUGUUUUAAGGUGGCUGAUUUAGGAUGUUCUUCAGGACCAAAUGCUCUUCAAUUGGUAUCUAAUGUCAUCGACAUUGUUGAUACAACUACUUCUAACUUGAAUCUCAAACCACCGGUCUUUCAAUUCUUCUUGAAUGAUCUAUAUGGGAAUGAUUUCAAUAGCAUCUUUAAAUCACUUCCAAAAUUCUUGGAAAGCCUAGAAGAAAAGAAGGGACACAAAUUGGGUCCAUGUUUUAUUAAUGCCACUCCAGGGACAUUCUACAGAAGGCUAUUUCCUAAUGAUUCCUUACACUUCGUUCAUUCUUCUUUUAGUCUUCAUUGGCUUUCUCAGGCUCCAAAGAAGGUGGUUAAUAAGGAAAAUAUACAUUUAACAAGCACAAGUCCUCCAGGAAUGCACAAAGCAUAUCUUGAACAAUUCCAAAAAGACUUUAAAGUAUUUCUGAAAUUACGUUCACAAGAAGUAGUGGCUGGAGGUGGAAUGGUUCUCACUUUAUUCGGAAGGGACAAAACUCGUGAUAUCAGAACUGUUUGGACCAUAAUUGGCACAAUACUCAAUGACAUGGUCUUAGAGAUACAAAUACAGGGAUAUUGUCGUAUAGAUCAACUAUCUAACAUACAUGGAAGGAAUCAGCCUAGUUGGCUUGCCAUGGCCGGCCCGAAAAAAAUUGAGAGGAACCAUUUAGGAUGUUUAUGGAUCGGGUUGGUUUGGAUGUGACAUGUGAGAGAGCACGAGAAUCGAGUCAAUUAAAUUUUAAUUUUUUAGAUUGAUUUGAAUUUGUGAUUUUGAAUGAGAGAAUCCAAAUUAAUACAAACCGAUUAAAUUCGGAUUAGAUCGGUUUGAAUAAUUGAAUACUCAAUUACAAAUGAAAUUCAUAAAAACUUUUAAAAAAUUAGAAAAAAUUACAAAUCAUAUAAAUACUAUAAAUAUGUAAUAACAAUAAUAAAAUAGCAAUACAUUAUCAAUUCAAAUUUAAAUCACUAUUAUAAUUUAAAAAAUUUUAGGGUCAAAUAAUAAAUUUGUAUAUAUAUUAUUAUUAGAUUUUAUUUAUUUAUUUAUUUAAUAUUAAACUAAUUAGAUUGUUUAAAUUUUGCGAUCCCAAAACCAAUAUCCAAACCAACUAAGGUCUAAAACCAAUAUAAUCGGGUUGGAUUAGUUUUAGACUAGUAAUCAAAUUAUCUGUACCCGUAAAUACUCCUAAAUCCAUUUUUCUGUAAAACCUGCCAUGCUACUUCAGAUAUGUUUAAAAGUAUCAUGUAUAUAUGUUUCUUUUACCAAAAUGUUAUAAGUUAGAACUUUCAACUUUGUUAAAGAAAAUAUUAUUUAUUAUUUAUAAAUUUACCAAAUCUAUUUAAUAAAUAUAUGAAAAAAUUUAUUUGUAUCUUAUUAGAUUUUAGAUUCAUUUAAAUUUUUAACUCAAUUCAAAGUUUUUAUUUAUUAAGAGGCUCGUUAACAGGAUUUAGACUACAUUAAACUUUUAAAUAUGCCAAAAUCGGUUAUUUAAAUAAGUCUUUAAUAAGUUACAAACUAAGUUAGACUGAAUUAUUACAAUACAUACCUAACCUUUUUAAUGAUAAAGUCUGACUGAUUUCCUUCUCAAUUAUGUCCACAGUAUAUACUAUAUACUACCAAUAAAUGUUGCACAUAUUUUUUCUUUCAAAUUCUUUUUACUUUUUAAAAUGUGUAGGGAUCUUUUAUAACAUUUUGGUUUGCAUUUAGUUAUGUUUUAUAUAUCUACAAUUUCCAAAUUUUCACUCUAAUAAAAUGUUGUAAUAAUGGUAUUU